UCCUAAGUCCACCUUGGAUUCAGGAGGCCUUGCGAGGCAUCUGGUGAGGAAGGGGACCAGAGGAUUGAAUUAUGGAUCAAUUAUUAUUAGUUCCUGGGUGGUCCUCUGCCGGCAACAUGUCGACAGCUCUCAUCAUUUCACAGGAAGUCUCAUCCAGAAGGAGAGAAGGAACACCCCUAAAAUGUCAAGAACAUCAAAAAGCAGCUGGUUGAAGAGAGUUUCGUUUUGGCCACAUAAUAGGGUGCACCCUAUAACUGACUCAACUGAAGAGCUCCCUGAGGACCAGCCUGAGGAGCUACCCAUUUCAACGCUGGAGGAAGAGGCUCUGCCCAACUCCAUAGCCUGUGAACAAGCCAGUGAACACGCUCCCCAGGAGCACCUGGUGUUGGAACUGCCCCAGGCCGGGGCUGAGGAUCCGCCUCUGCCACCCCUGGAGGCAGCCGGAGAAGCCAGUGAACGUGGUUUCACUGAGGACCUGCCAGUCAACCCAGCUUGUGACAGGACCGAAGAGACUCCAUAUGUCUCCAAGGUGGCCCUUUCAGAAUGUGAAAAUGACUGCUUCCUGGAAAAUAUUAGCAACAGUGAUGCAGAAGACAACUCAGCCUCUGCAUACGACGAAUACAUGGCAGAUGAUGAGGAUUCAGAGACGGUGAGCAAGAAUACUGAGGUCGCAUACGACUGCUGCCUUGAGACACCAGACGAGUACAUGGCAGAUGAUGAGGAUUCAGAGACGAUGUCAGACAACUCUCUAAUCAGCUCUUUGGAGAACGGCAAAAAUGUGCUCAGUGAUGACAAAAAAGACCAGGAGGAAGUGUGAACGUGGGGCCCGAGUUGAAAAGGCUCUCAGCUGAAUCCCUGAAGACCUGGACCCUAGAGGCGGCGGAGCCCACACAGCACCAGGAGCCUCAUUUGGAUCAGAUUAGGGGAGGCCUCACUGCUUCUUUCCUGAGGGCCCUCAUUUAGUACAGCUUCAGUUGUUUUGUUGUAUAGGUUUUGUAUUAGUUUUAUCUACAAGUUCUGUAUGUAUCUGUAUGUUCAAUGUUUAUCGGUAAGGUUUUUCAUUAAAUUUUUAAAAUCUA
Molecule: messenger RNA, 1079 nt
Organism: Bubalus bubalis (water buffalo)
Lineage: Eukaryota; Metazoa; Chordata; Mammalia; Artiodactyla; Bovidae
Exons: 11
Coding region: 182-817 (211 amino acids)
Source: RefSeq, a predicted model, not a curated record